Messenger RNA from Phycodurus eques (leafy seadragon), 4028 nucleotides. It is a transcript of the gene coasy, whose product is annotated as CoA synthase. NCBI's taxonomy places the organism in Eukaryota, Metazoa, Chordata, Actinopteri, Syngnathiformes, Syngnathidae. Gene Ontology annotation, biological process: coenzyme A biosynthetic process. The record is from RefSeq and is a predicted model, not a curated record. The coding region runs from base 134 to 1786 and encodes 550 amino acids. The transcript has 10 exons. Gene Ontology annotation, molecular function: dephospho-CoA kinase activity; pantetheine-phosphate adenylyltransferase activity; ATP binding.
CUACUCUAUCAAAGCGAGUGUUUAACCAUUUGGACUGGCUCGUUAAACAUUCCCCUUUUCUUAAAAGUGUGGCCGCUAAACGACAAUAAACAGCUUUUGUGCGGCUGUUAGCGCAACGACGGCAUCCGGGACCAUGUCAAUGUUCAGCACGGGUAUCCUGGUGUUGACAUUGCCCCUCCAUACCCUGCGCAUCGCCCCCGUGCUCAGCUCAGCCGCCCAGCUGGUGGAGCGUAUCCUCUACGUCCAUCUGCACCCGGGGCUCAACCUGGGCGGCGGCGGCCAACCGCGGCCCGUCUUCAUCCCGCCCGCCGUCGACCUGUGCUCGCUCAUCACGCGCCUCUACAGCAACGCGGCCGACGUGUGCGCGCACCUCGACGUCCGUGUCCUGCUCACCAACAUCCAUCCCCCGUCCGACAUCGGCGGCCCCUUUCCCACGCCGCAGUACCUGUCCCACUCCCCCGAGGUGCUCCUGACAGACUUCCCCCUGCAGGACCCGGCGCAGUCGAACCAGGUCACGCAGUGUCUGCAGGGCUACGCCGGACGCUGCUACGUGUGCCGGCCCGGCCUCCCGUCGGUGUUGCUUCAACCUCUGCUGGCUACGCCGCGGGAGGAGUCAAAGGCCGGGCCAAAGGAGCCCAAAGAGGAGAGGAAACCGUUGGAGACGUAUCCUGACGUGGUGGUGGGCGGCACCUUUGACCGCCUCCACGGGGCCCACAAGACCCUGCUCAACAUGUCGUGCCUGCUCGCCACCAGACGCUUCAUCAUCGGCGUGUGCGACCGAGGAAUGCUGAAAAAAAAGGUCCUGAAAGAGCUUAUCCAGCCGUACAACGUCCGCGUGGAAAAGCUCCACGAGUUCCUGCGGGACGUCAAGCCCUCGCUGCGGGUGGAGAUCGUGCCUCUGGACGACCCGCUCGGGGUGUCGGUGGUGGACCCGCUUCUAGCCUGCAUCGUGGUCAGCGAGGAGACCCGCAAGGGGGGCGAGGCUGUCAACACGAAACGCAUUGAGAACGGCCUUCCUGCUUUGGUUCUUCACGAAAUCCAUCUGCUCAAGGACGUGCAUCACUCUGAGACGGAGGACGAGAAAAUCAGCUCAUCCAGCCUGCGCUCCCGCUUGCUGGGAACCCUUCUUAUCCCACCCAAAGAAGCACCCCAUCUCCCUCUCCAGCCGUACGUGAUCGGCCUGACAGGCGGGAGCGGCAGCGGGAAGAGCUCGGUGGCCAAGCGUCUGGAGGCCCUUGGAGCCGUCCGCAUCGACUGCGACGAGCUAGGCCACCUCGUGUACGCGCCGGGCACCGCUGCCUACCACCGUGUCGUGGAAGAGUUCGGAGCGGAUAUCCUGAAUGAAGAUAAAAGCAUCAACAGAUGUGCCUUAGGGAAGAAGGUGUUUGGAAAGCAGGAAAGAUUAAAAGCGCUAACAGACAUCGUGUGGCCAGAGAUUACACUUCUCAUCAAGAUCGCGAUCAGCCAAGCCAGAGAACAAGGUAAAGAUGUAUGCGUGGUAGAUGCAGCGGUUCUUCUGGAGGCGGGGUGGACUGACAUGGUCCAUGAAGUGUGGGUGACCAUCAUCCCCGAGGAGGAGGCGGUAUCCCGGAUAACCGAGCGCGACGGCGUGGCGCCGGAAGAUGCCCAGCGCCGCCUCUGGAGCCAGGGGUCCGAUGCCCAGUGGCUGGAGCACGCCAACGUGGUGCUCAGCACGAUGUGGGAGCCCGAAGUCACCCGCAAACAGGUAUUAAAAGCGUGGAAUCUUCUACAGAAGAGGAUCCAGCAGAGGCAGGCGGCACAGUAGAAAAGUAGAACCCAAAACAGUACGACUGAAACACUUGACUGCCUCUUUAGUAGCCCCGUUCACACAGAAAUCUACAUCUAAAAGAUGUACCUUUCACACAGAACCCAGCCAAUUACGUGUAGUGUUAGGUAUAAAAUACUUUGGUCAGACAGCGACAAUUGCUUUCGUAUUGGCUAUGCUAAUUCCAGUUGAAGACACCGAUGCUCUGAUACUACCCCCAAAGCUGGCAAAUUGCCAUGGGGGUGGGGGGCAUUUUUUGUGGGUGCGUUUUACACAGUAUAGUGACACAGGGUCCAAACAAUGUGAAAGGGGCUAUUGACCUCACUCAGAUUCAUUUUUUUUUUUUUUUUUAAACUAUCAUAGUUUUAUUAUGUGAGAAGUGCGUGCAGGCCAUCCGUACAGUGGCUAUUUUGAAAACACUUACGUGGACAAAAGACGGCUGUCCUCUCUUUGUAGAGAGGACAAAGCUUCUCUUUUGUCACACAGACAGCACUUGUUCAAGUGUGUAUUUAUGGACAGUCUUCAACGUAAGGGAGUGAGCAUGAACAUUUGUCUUUGGGCCUCGCACUAAAUUAUUUGGGCUAACAAAGAACAGAACAAUUCACUGUAAUGCAUUUAUUAUUGUUUCUGUGCUGUGGAGCAUUUCCACAAAUCAUAGCCUUUAUUUGAUCAAGAUGUGAGAAAUUCUCAUUUUAACAUAUUCAACACCUCUUGUGCAUCAGUCACGACAGUCGGCAGCUUUUGAAAAGCCGCUUUCUACUAUAUGCGGAAGUCUGACUAGAGAAGAAAAUGCCGUAUUUGAGCUAUUUGUCUACUGUAGUGCCUGAUACAAAAACAGUUUUUAAUUGGAUUUCCACUGUAGUGACUGAUGCUCAACUUUGUCAUUAAGACUUGCACAAAAGUGAAAGCAGCUUUUGAAACGCUGUCCACUGUAGUGCCUUAUUUACAACUUUAGCAUUGACUCACACUUACAGAAAACAUCUUUUUCAAUAGCUGUCAACUGUAGUGACUGAUGCGCAACUGUGACACAAAGACUUGAUCAUACAUUUUGAAUAGUUGUCCACUGUUGUGACUGAUUUGCAUGUUUGAUGUCAAGAUUAUAAAAGAUACCAGCUUUUUGGGUACCCGCCCACUGUAAUGAAUGAUGUACAUAAGCUUUUAAAAAGUUGUCCACUGUAGUCACUGAUAAGCAAUUUUGACAAGACUCAUGCACAUCAGUGGAAAGCUAUUCAAAAUGAAACUGUCAUUAAGACUUAUGCACAUCAAUGAAAGGAGCUGCUUUUGAAUAGUUAACUUUAGUGACUGAUGGACAAAUUUGACAAGAGUACAAAAGAAAACAUCUUUUUCCAUUCGCAGUCCUCUAUAGUCGCUGAUGCGCAACUUUGACCCCAAGACUCACUUGAGUACUUACCCACUAUAGUGACUGACGUGCAACUUUGACAUCAAGACAAAUAGAAAACAUCUACUUGAAAAGCUGUCCUCUGGAGUGACUGAAGCACCAAUUUGACAUCAACUCCUCUAUGUGUUUUGUCUUUCAAAUGUAGCCUUUAAUUAUGAAUGCCAUUUAAAGAUUCACAUUGAACAUGGACUGUGCAAAAAAAAUAAAAGUACAAUGUUCUCAACUUGUGUCGAAUAAUGCAAACGUUUGACCUUGUAACAGCAUGCGCUCACAAAAAGAAUACUUAAGUGCGUGGGGACUGCCGUUCCCGUUUUUGCUUCACAUGUCCACUUUGAGUCGGGCAGAACACAAGGCCGCCCCGAGCUGGUUGCUGGCCCGGCACACGUACACGCCGGCGUCCGACGCUUCCGCGCCGGCCAACACCAGCGAGCAGCGGCCGUCUUCGCCGUAUUCCAGCUGCACUCGGGUCGACUCAGGAAUCGGCUUGUCAUCUUGGAGCCAUUUCACUUCCGGAUGAGGGUAACCUGGGGGUAGACGGCAUCAGGAAUGUGCUUAAAUACAAGGAAACAGCAGAAAAGAGCUUUAGGUAUCAGCGUAUAGUGUCCAUUGUGUUAUUCCAAAAUAUACCGUGAUGUUUUCUUCCAGUGUGUAUAAUUGGAAAUAUCCAUAUUGUGACGUUUUCUUAAUGUAUAUCCAGUAGCACUAUAUCAGCGCAUUGAAAAUAAAUUCCUGCAUCUUUUUGAGGGUGAACUUCGUUUUUGCACAGAAUGUGACUGUGGUUAUUUGCUUGUCAUGGCAUUUUCAGUCCAUGUCAUAAUGUGAUUUGAUUUAAUUAAAAAUGCU